Messenger RNA from Entamoeba invadens IP1, 1953 nucleotides. RefSeq lists its product as hypothetical. NCBI's taxonomy places the organism in Eukaryota, Evosea, Mastigamoebida, Endamoebidae. The record is from RefSeq and is a predicted model, not a curated record. The transcript has 3 exons. Bases 1 to 1953 code for a protein of 650 amino acids.
AUGAUGAAAGGUUACACUUUCAAGCCUAUUCCACUCUUCUCUAAUAACAAAGCUUUAACUGAUACUAUUGCUAAGAACGAUAUUAAACAAAUCAUUUUCACGCCUCCAUCCGUUCUCAUUCGGCUCGACAACGACUGCAUUUUAACCUUCAAAAGUAACGGCGCGUUGCUCCGGUUGGACCAGCUGACGACCGCGACGAAAUUUGUUCUGUUUGACAAACAACAUGGAGUUGUCAUACGAAGUGGAGAGGACAAAAGACUUGUCUUCAAUAUUUUGGCAAAUGACCAAAUCUUUUCGGCGCAGUCGAAGAUCAUACUCAACAUCCCUUUCAAGAAGACUGACGAACUUUUUGUCUACCACCACCCGACGGACUUCGUUAUCUUCAUCUCGUUUAAGGAAUCCCAAGUGAUUUACAGGAUCAAUUACAACAUUGUUUAUCUCAACACAUUGGGGGAUGAAUGUGAUAGAACGCAGAUGUGUACAUUUAAAGUGAUCAGUGAACCCCCGGUCGAGAUCUUAGUUUCCGGGCCAAUACUUCAUUUAAAAAAAUUGGGGAGCUCGUUGGUAGCUUUAAAAAUAGUUUCGAAAGAUAAAAGUAACUAUUCUGUUUAUGAUAUGGCGCUCAAUGUAUUACAAGAUAUCCCUUUUAUUCAUAACUCACAUCAAAUUUAUUUACUGCAAAGAUAUAACGAUCUCGUCGCUAUUCAACCAAAUGGUGACGUGUACAUUUUAAACACCACAUUUGCUCUGCCUAUGCCUAUCAAAAUCGACUGCAAAUUCAAUCUCCCAAAUGAGAGGUUCUCACUUUUUGUAGAUAAUGACGUCAUCAUCACACUAACACAUGACCUCGUUUCGUACUUCUCACUCAAAACGAAAAGCGCAAUAGGACAAACGAAGAUUGAAGGGAAAUUCAAUCCCUCAACAAUCAUCCCGUGGCGGAACGAAACGAAUCUUGGCCUCUAUGACACCACGAAUCACUUUUUCUAUCAAAUCGUUCCGACAACGAAAGUCUUAGUCAUCUCAAGCAAAAAAAUCCCGAUGAUCGAAGCAAUCGACGCUUCGUUCGCAGAAACGCUGAAAAAGUUAUGGAAGGUGCCACGUCAUUUUGUUGACACGUUUUUGAGUGAAAUGCAGAGUGUGACGCUGUUCAUGUGUCUUCCCCGUGAAAAACAUUUUGUUGACUUAACGGUGGACCGCAUGAAAAAAGAAAAAAUGACUUAUACUUGUACUAUUCAAAUACUAACAACUAACUUAAAUAAUUUCCUUGAGAAAGUCGAGGCGCAUGGGGACGAAACUAAACUUAUAGAAAAAGAACUAUAUAUUACUUUUGGCGAAACGGUUGUUGUCUCACAAAAGGCACAACGAGAACUCGGAUUAAUGAGAUUUGAGAAACUGGGCGCAAUCUGCCGAAAAACAUUUUUGAAAGAUCCCAGCCAGAUUUUGUUAUUUGUCUCUCAACUCAAAAAAGUCGGAUUCGACAGGCAACAGGCAACACACAUCGUUUCGCACAUUUACACGACUUUUCUUUCUUCGUUUUCGCAAAGUGAAUUAUCAGAUGAUCAAAAACACGUGAUCUCCGUGUUAUAUUUAGUUCUCUAUGGCGUCGAUAACAUUUUGAACAAAACUAAAACAUUUUCUAAAACAAAUUUCUUCCCACAAUCACAAGAACGAAGUGUCGUCCACUUUGAAAAGAUGAUGAACGUGAUUGACGUCAUUCGGGAUAAUUCGGUUUUCGGCUACGACCAAAAUUGGUGGUUUGAGGCUUAUCUCAAAACGUUGACGUUUUUACUUUUGCAAAACGAUACUGAUACUUUUAUGAAAAUCUUGAAGAGAAAUAACAAAGAAGUCCAACAAAAUAUUGUUGAGGAAAUUUUGAGCAAUUUGAUCCUCGAUAAUUCGGGAAAUGGGGAAAACAGAAAUUUCUUGAUGAAAUUGUUGGCAGAGGAGGAGUAA